Molecule: messenger RNA, 4752 nt
Organism: Amborella trichopoda
Lineage: Eukaryota; Viridiplantae; Streptophyta; Magnoliopsida; Amborellales; Amborellaceae
Product: kinesin-like protein KIN-7F
Biological process (GO): microtubule-based movement
Molecular function (GO): ATP binding; microtubule motor activity; microtubule binding
Source: RefSeq, a predicted model, not a curated record
UCCUCUCUUACUCUCUAACCUCUCUCCUCUCUUUCUCUCUCUAACCUCUCUCUCCCCCUUCUCUCUCCCUCAUUUUUGUCUGAGAGAUCGCGUAAGGUUUGGUCCCGUUCUUCUCUGACGCCUACGUUUCCCCUAUAUUUUUGCGUUAAUUUCUUCCAAUUCGAUUGAAGCCAAAUGUAGUAGUUGCAGGUCGUUGUUAUGCGUCUCGUUCCUGCAAAGAUCCGUAGUUUCAAGCGAACCGGGGGUUGCAGGGAAACAAGACGUUUCGAAUGAGGUGCAUUUGAGCGCAAAUGGUAUAUAUUUCCCCUUUAAAGAGGUAAUGCGUUUGUUUGGAUGGGAAGAUCUCGGGGUUGUAGUGUGUUUGGAGUUUCAGAGAGAGUGAGGGUUUAAAUGCUUGAAGUUUGAGGGCAAAUGGUGUAUAUUCCGGCGCUAACGAGGUGCUAGAGUUCUUAAUGGCAGAGAUCUCGAUUUUUUCUGCAAUGCAGGGGGCUUUGAGCGAGAACUCUGUGAAUUUGGAUAGUAGGAGGUAAUAUCUUCAGUUACCUUAAAUAUCUUAAAUACUUCUUGUAUUUGGAGUUGCAGGGAAAAAAAAUGGCGUGUUUUAUGAGUUGAGAUUUGGAACCUAAAGGAUUUCCAUUUAGAGAAGCAGGUAAACAUUCUUCAAUAUCGUGAAACUUUGCUGGUCCAGGGCAAAGUUUAGAGCUACAUUACAUUAAGGUGUCCAAAUCUUCUGCAGAUAAUUUCAUAAUGAAAAUUUUGCUGAUUGUUUAGAGAUCUCUGGUUUAUUUCCAUUGCUUAAGUGGUGAUUAAUUCGGAUUCAUCCUUGGAGUUUCGAGAGCUAUAAGGGUUUGUUAAUUGCAUAAAAUUGGCGAAUUGGAUACCUUUUGAAUGCAGAAGGUUAAGACGUGUUAAUUAUUCAGAGAUUAAUGGAGAUGAAAUACUUGGCUUGAAGAAGGUCGAUACACGUUAAUUGAGAGUUGAUUACAGACGUGGACUACAGGUAACAUUUGCUGGUUGUAAAUUCGAAUUUCUCACCAGGUAAAUUUGAAACUCAACGUUCAAAUAUCUCUCUGAAUUUUUUCUCAACGUGGGGUAGAAACGCCUUAAUUGCUUGGAUGUCUGGCCUAAAAAGGAAAAUCAAGAAUUUACCGUUUUCUGAGGUUCCAAUUAAAGGCUAAAAAAUACGUUGGUUUCAUUUCUUGUUUUUUUUACGAUUCGAUAGCCUGGAGAACGUGGCGGCCAAUACAAACAAACGGUCAAAAAAAUUCAAACAAUCGCCGGCCAACUGAAUAUUUUCCAAAGUAAAGAGUGGGAGUUGAAAAGGCCAAUAUAAUGGACGGUAGGUGUAAAAGAACCUGAAAAAGAUCAAGAGCAAAUUUUAUCAAUUAAUUAGGGGACAAGUUAACAAAUUAGUUUGGUUGGUGGUGCCUUAAAAGGGAUUUGAUGGAGUCUGGUAGGAGAGAAAGCACCAAGAGCAACCUGGUUUUUUGUAGCGGCUCAACUGCCUCUCCUUUUGGAAUAGCAAUUCCAAUGUCUUCUCGUAAUUCUUCCUCAUUUGAUAUUAGUUUUUUGAAUUUACUGUAAUUGGUCCUGCAUUUUCUGGGGUAGAAGAAGAAUAAAGGGAAAAUGGGGGAGAUUGGUGUGGGUGAAGAGGAUUUCAAGUGGGAGAAGAGGGGAGAUGCAGGUGGAGAGAGGAUUCUUGUUUCUAUCAGGCUGAGGCCUUUGAAUGCAAAAGAGAUUGCAAGGAAUGAUACAACAGAUUGGGAGUGUAUCAAUGACACCACCAUCAUCUUCAGGAACAGCGUGCCUGAGAGAUCCAUGGCUCCAGUGGCUUAUACUUUCGAUAGGGUUUUUCGUUCUGAUUGCUCUACGAGGCAAGUGUAUGAGGACGCAGCUAAGCAGGUUGCCCUUUCAGCAGUGAGUGGUAUCAACUCCACUAUAUUUGCAUAUGGCCAAACAAGCAGUGGGAAAACAUAUACCAUGAUUGGAAUAACAGAAUAUACAGUAUCAGAUAUUUAUGACUAUAUACAAAGGCACGAGGAAAGGGCAUUCGUCCUGAAAUUUUCGGCAAUAGAGAUAUAUAAUGAAGCUGUCAGGGAUCUCCUGAGCCCUGAUAGUACUCCUCUUCGACUUCUCGAUGACCCAGAGAGGGGUACCAUUGUGGAGAAACUUACAGAGGAAACCUUAAACGACUGGGACCAUUUAUGCAAGCUCCUAUCUAUAUGUGAAGCUCAAAGACAGAUCGGGGAGACUUCUUUGAAUGAAAUGAGCUCCAGAUCUCAUCAAAUUUUACGAUUGACUAUUGAAAGUUCUGCUCGUGAGUUCUUAGGCAAGGAAAAUUCAAGCACCCUUGUUGCAAGUGUGAAUUUUGUUGAUCUAGCAGGGAGUGAGCGUGCAUCACAAGCAUUAUCAGGGGGUACAAGAUUGAAGGAAGGGUGUCACAUUAAUCGAAGUUUGCUUACCUUGGGCACUGUCAUUCGGAAACUGAGCAGUAAAAACAGAAACGGUCACAUCCCAUACAGAGACUCCAAGUUGACACGCAUUUUACAGCCUUCAUUAGGAGGCAACUCAAGGACUGCCAUCAUUUGCACAAUGAGUCCUGCGCAUAGCCAUCUUGAACAGUCAAGGAAUACUCUUUUCUUUGCAAACUGUGCAAAAGAGGUGGCCACUAGUGCACAGGUUAAUGUGGUUAUGUCUGAUAAGGCAUUGGUAAAGCACUUGCAGAACGAAUUAGCUAGAUUGGAGAAUGAAUUGAGGACUCCUGGUCGGCCUUCUUUGACUACAAAUUAUUCUGAAGCAUUGCUAAGGGAGAAAGACAAUUUGAUUAAAAAGAUGGAGAAAGAGAUAAGAGAACUGAAACAGCAGAGAAAUCUUGCUCAAUCUCGACUUGAGGAUUUGCUUCGGGUUAUUGGAAAUGAUUGUGCUUCAAGGAUAUGGGAUGAGCUCAGCACACCUCCUAUGUCUAAUGCACUUUGCGAAGAUGAACUGUCAAUGAAAGAGUCAUCAGGUGCAGAUGCGAGCCUCAAUUAUGGUUUCAAAAGGUUUCAUAGGCCUCGUCUCUCAGAAACGAGGGAUGAUUGUGGCUAUGAUGAGCCUGACCUAGAUCCCCCAGAAAUGGUAAAUGAUUGUGUUCAUUAUCCAGUUAGUUCUCCGAAGUUCUCAGAAUCAGAGCCAUAUAAAAUUCAGGAGACUGAAGAUAAUGAAUCUGAUGCACUUUGCAAAGAAGUUCAGUGCGUUCCAAUGAAAGAGACUAGCAGAGAAGGUGAAGGACUUGAGCUUGCUGUAAUUGAAGAAAAUGAAGAGCUGCAAACAUUGGAAGUUUGCGAAAAUGGCUAUGCUACUGACCAGGAACAGAUUUACCUACCAGAAGAGAGAGAAAUUAGAGAUAUUGAAGAGACUGAUCAAGAUGCAAAUGCUACUUUAACGGAUCAACAACUCCAAACUGUACAACGAUCUAUUCAAAGUCUUGCAAGACCUUAUCUUGAAGAACCAUCACCAUGGCCCUUAAAUGCAAUAUUAAGCGGCUCCAGAAGCUUGACGUUAACAAGAAGCAGGAGUUGUAGAGCACAACUCAUGAGUGGUCCAAAUUCUCUAUGGCCAUGGGAUAAGGAACAAAAUGAGAAUACACCACCAAGCAGGUUUGAGACGGUUUUUCCUGGUAGGCCUGCAAGCAUAGGAAUGAGACUUCAUUCCUUGAAUUUUGGUGCUGAGAGUGAAAAUAUAUCAAGAGGAGAUUCUCAGGUUUCUGAAAGAAGUUCUUCUGUUGAUGUUCAAAAAGCACAAAAUAUGUUCAAGUCUGCAGCUGAAGAGAACAUUACCAGCAUCCGUAGUUUUGUUGUGGAGCUUAAGGAGAGGAUGGCCAAACUUCAGCAUCCAAAGCAACCUAUUGGUGGCAAGACACCUGAUGCCACAGAUGAUGAAGAAGCUGAAACCCAAAAGAACAUGCAAGAUGCAUUUACUGAAGCAUCCCCAGAGCAUACUCAAUCUCUCUCAAAUUGGCCGUUGGAGUUUGAGAGGCAGCGAAGAGAGAUAAUUGAGCUUUGGCAUACCUGCCAUGUCUCACUAUUUCAUAGAACUUACUUCUUCCUUCUAUUCAGAGGUGACCCAGCUGACUCUAUUUACAUAGAAGUGGAGUUGAGGAGGCUCUCCUUCCUCAAAAACAAGUUUGCGGAUAGGAAUCCAGGUAUACUUAUGUUGGAAGAUGGUCACUCUAUGACCUUGGCUGCGAGCAUUCGUGGCCUGAGACGCGAGAGGGAGAGUUUCAGCCGUCAAAUGAAGCGAAGAUUGACAUCUCAAGAGAGAGAAAAUCUAUAUAGAAAGUGGGGAAUCGGGUUGGAAACAAAACAGAGGCGGCUACAACUUGCUCAACAACUAUGGACUAACCCACAAGACAUGGACCAUGUUCAAGAGAGUGCUACUGUUGUUGCAAGAGUGUUGGGAUUCUCUGAGUCUGGUCAAGCUCUCAAAGAAAUGUUUGAGCUCAGUUUCACUCCUCAGAGGCUUAGUCGAAGAUCUCGCAGUUUGUUGUUUCGUUCUUGAACUCAUGAAUACAACACUGAUUCAAGGUGGCAGAGGUGGUGUAUGUAAGAACAGGUAUGGGUAUAUACAUUCCGAUUCUUUGAUCUCCCCCCCCUCCCGCCCCCACAAAAAAAAAAAUCUUCGUAGCUCUUUGAUUGAGUUAUCUUAGAAUGGUUUGUAAGAAUAAUAAGUGUAAAGCUGAGAAAAUCAAUGAAAUGUUGCUUUGUGUGAGAA